AUGCGACAGGAGAACGAAGCGCUCAAGGCAAAGAAUGACGCAAACAAUCAGCGUCUUUGCUCUGACAAAGCACAGAUUUCACGACGCGAUGCACAGAUCACCAAGAUGAUUGCUAUUGUUCGCCGCAAAGUUGCAACUAAUCGCGUCAUGCAAGUUGCGUUAAAAGCAGCAUACAAAAUCUUGCCGUCGCUUGAGGAACAGGCAACAUACGCCAGAAUCCUCGAUAUGGCAAAGAAGGUCCCCAACACAUUCGGAAUCAACCAGGAGGUUGCCGAUGUACUUGAGGAAGCAGGACUUGUUGUCAACUGGGACAAACAGAGUCUCGAGUCACCUAUCCAGCUUCUCGAGGACAAGUCUGUCCAAACUAUCAACAAGCCUGACAUCGAGCUCAACGAUGAGUCUCAGCAAUGCCAGCCACCUGCUGCUUCGUCUCUUCAAACUUUCGACGAUAACCCCAACGUCAACACCAACCAAGAAUCACCAAAGCAGCAGCCGCUUGCUGCUCCAUCUGUCAAAAUCCUCGACGACAAAAUGGAUAUCAUCACCGAAGAAGACGUACAGAAACUCCAGCUGCUUGCUGCUGCCUAA
Molecule: messenger RNA, 588 nt
Organism: Fusarium coffeatum
Lineage: Eukaryota; Fungi; Ascomycota; Sordariomycetes; Hypocreales; Nectriaceae
Exons: 1
Coding region: 1-588 (195 amino acids)
Source: RefSeq, a predicted model, not a curated record